AUGGCUGACAAUUCAUCAGCUAUUGACAACAGCAAUGGAGUUCUCACUUAUGAUUCACCUAUUUCAAAAGCUAUUAAGUUUUGGCUAUUAUUAGUAGGUGUGACCUCUGCUAUGCCAUGUUAUCUGCUUUUAAUUUAUUAUUUUUUGGCUCAUAAAAGUAUUCGACAAGCACUUUAUAAUCAUAUUAUUAUUGCAAGUUUAUUUGUUGAUUUUAUUAUUCUAUCGGUAGAUUUAACAUGUCAUCUAGGUUUCCUAAGAUUAGGAUAUCUUGCUCCAUCUACACCAGCUCUUUGUUUAGUAUGGCAAUUAGUAGAUUAUGGAUUUUGGUAUGGAGAUUUAUUUUUAAAAUCAUGGGCAGCAAUUGAACGACAUAUUUUAAUAUUUCAUUCACAUUUACUUAAUACAAGUUGGAAACGCUUAUUAUUUCAUUAUCUUCCACUUGUAUUUGUUACAUUUUAUACUCCAAUUGUAUAUACUUAUUUAAUCUUCUUCUAUCCAGCUGAACAUAUAUAUGAUUAUACAGUCUUAUCAUGUAGUGGUCCUUAUUAUUAUUAUGGAAUUCCAGCAUGGUUAAUAUGGUAUGAAUCAUUAUUUCAUUAUGUUAUACCAAUCUUCAUCUUAAUAAUCUUCAGCAAUGCUCUUUUUAUUCGAAUAAUUAUACAAAAAUCUCGUUUAAAUGUUACACAGGGAUGGCGUCAAUACAGAAAAAUGACUAUACAACUUGUUUUUGUAUCAGUUAUUUAUCUUUUUGAUUUACCAUAUAUUAUUGUUACAAUUGUAAGAUGGUCAGGUUUAGCAGAUUUUGGAACUGAUGUUCAAGGACCUUAUUUCUAUUAUGUUAAUUAUAUUCCAAUUGUUCUUUUUCCAUUUGCUAUUCUUGGAUCACAUCCAAAACUAGUACAACAAAUAAUUCAUCGAAAAAGACGUCGACAAAUUGCUGUUAGUCAGCAAAACAUGACUAAAAAAUUUUAA
Molecule: messenger RNA, 972 nt
Organism: Adineta steineri
Lineage: Eukaryota; Metazoa; Rotifera; Eurotatoria; Adinetida; Adinetidae
Source: the annotation of a GenBank genome assembly